Molecule: messenger RNA, 1818 nt
Organism: Scomber scombrus (Atlantic mackerel)
Lineage: Eukaryota; Metazoa; Chordata; Actinopteri; Scombriformes; Scombridae
Gene: aup1
Product: AUP1 lipid droplet regulating VLDL assembly factor
Exons: 12
Coding region: 246-1493 (415 amino acids)
Cellular component (GO): membrane
Molecular function (GO): ubiquitin binding
Source: RefSeq, a predicted model, not a curated record
AGAAGAGGAAGCAGAACGGAACAUUUGUUGACAACUGCUAAGCUAAUAUUUUAAACUUGCUUCUACAUUGUCUCAAACCGGCCUUUUUAGUCAAUCUCACUCUCUCCUCUGCGAAACAGUAACGUAACGCUAACCUUAGCUGGCAGUUUACCCACCAAAUGACACAUUUGUCGUGGUGAAACGUUAUGACUAGUUUAUUUUUAGGGAGCAGGUUGUUGUUGCAGUCAUAGCAGCGGCGGGCAGACAUGGAGACUCGGGGGGCUGAAGACAUGUUUGACUUUCGUCGGUUUCCCAAAGAUGCGCUUAUUCUCUUGCUGUUGACGGUUUACUUUCCAGUUGGCAUUUGUUUGAUGUUAAUUCGGAUUUUUAUCGGUGUUCAUGUGUUCCUGGUCAGCUGUGCACUUCCAGAAAGUUUUGUUAGAAGAUUUAUUGUGAGGGUGAUGUGCUCAGUCCUGGGGAUGCAUGUGAGACAGAAGAACCCUCGCUCCAGAGACAAAAAUACCAAGCUGUACAUAUGCAAUCAUGUGACAGAGUUCGAUCACAACGUAAUCAACCUCCUGACCCCCUGCAGUACUCCUCAGCUAGAGGGCUCCACAGGCUUUGUGUGUUGGGCCAGAGGUUUCAUGGAGAUCCAUUCAGCAUCUGGCCAGGGAGCGAUAGGAGAGUCUCUUCAGAGGUACUGCUCCACUGAAGGCACCCCACCUUUGCUCCUGUUCCCUGAGGAGGACACCACAAAUGGCCGCGCUGGCCUGCUCAAGUUCAGCUCCUGGCCAUUAUCACUGACAGAUUCCAUUCAACCUGUGGCCUUACGGGUGACCAGACCAUUGAUCGCUUUGAGCACACCAGAUUCCAGCUGGCUGAUGGAGCUUUUGUGGACAUUUUUUGCCCCAUGUACAGUGUAUCAUGUAAGUUGGCUCCCGACAGUUUCCAGACAAGAUGGCGAGUCCACUCAGGAGUUUGCCAACAAAGUCCAGGAGCUGCUAGCCUGUGAACUCGGCUUGGUCGCUACAAAGAUCACCAAAGCCGAUAAAGCAGAGCACAUCAAGAGGAAAAGACACGUCGUACCACAAACAUCUACAGCUGUCAGACCAGGCUCUAUUGGACUUGGCUUCAUGGUCCAGAGCCUGGGAACGGAUGACCAUAGGAUUGCUAAGAUGGCCCAACAGGUGAUGGACGUGCUGCCUCAUGUCCCACUGAAUGUCAUCACAAAGGACUUAGCAAAAACCAAUUGUGUUGACACCACCAUAACAAAUCUGCUGGAGAACAAGGAGGAAAUGCCAAUGGAAGCUACCGGGACGUCAGCAUUCGGGUCCUCUAUGAACAGCUCCUAUUCCUCUGGUUCUGCUCCUACCCUGAAGCCUGCUGCCAAAUCUUUUGGGAAAUCACCAACUGACCGACAUUUGUCUCUCCAAGAGAGGAAAGACGCGCUGUACAAUUUUGCAAGACGGCGCUACAUUGAAAAACAUGGAUUGGAUCAAGAGGACAGCCACUGAACAUACUUUGGGUCAAGCCAUCAUCAAACACUUGUCAGAAAGAAGCAUAUUCAAUUUGCAUAGCUGUCUAAUUCAAACGGUGAUUUUAUAUUCUGUCGACAGGUUCUGCUGAAAAGCAGAUUUUGUUAAUUGCAAAUAACGGGGGGCAAGUAUUCAGAAUAUGUACAAGUUGAUGGAACGGUGAUUAUGCAUGUGUUUAAUUCUUCAUUCUGGCUGAUACAUCAUUUUGAUAACAAUUUGUAUUACGAUCCACUGACUGUGAAUCAUCUAUUUAUUUUUAUAAUGUCCAGACUCGUUGAUGAAAAUAAAGUUCAGCUUGACCUUG